GUCGAAAAUUGACAAAUUUGUGUCAAAUUUCGAUAAAACUAUGGAAUUUAUCUUAUUCACGUUACACGAUUUGUGGCGAUUAUUGGUUUAAAUAUUGUACUAGAAAGAGGGUGAAAUAGUCAAGGAACAUGGAGGAAGAUGAUCCUGUGGUACAAGAGAUACCAGUUUUCGUAUCUCAGGCGCUCGCCAAAAAUUUGUAUAUUUAUCAGUAUCCCGUAAGACCAGCGAAUAGGGACUGGAAAGAAGUUAAAGUUACCAAUGCUUCAAUUAAACCCAAGAACCAGCUUGUGCGAUUGGAAGUCGGUUUGGACACUUACAGUGAUCAGUAUUGCCCUUCUAAAGGCGAGCAGAUUGCUCUCAAUACUGAUGGACAACAGGAGUCAUCAUGGCAUACUAAGGAAAAAGAUAAGUCUCAAUAUUUUAAAACUGGGAUGAUGGAUAAGAUUCUUUAUGAGUGCAGCAAGCCAUCCACUGAAACUCGACACUAUGCUGUUGCAAUAUUACAAGACAAAGAAUUACAUUGCACUUCUAUCCAAGGUAUUGUGCAGAUGAGACCCUCAUAUUCAUAUUAUGACAGGCAGGACAAACGUAAAAGUGAUAAAAAUAAGUCUGACAAUUCUGAUGAUGAUGAAAAGGAGCCAGAAGCCCAACAGGUGACAGUGAAAUUCGCACGACAAGAAACUGAUGUGGUAAAAAAGGCCCGUGAGAAAUCCUUUGUAUCAAUCUCCCAGAAAAUAAACGAAGAACCAUGGUAUGAUGCUAUGUGGAAACACUCUGACACUGAUCAAGCAGAAUUGGAGCGAUUGAAGUUGUUCAGUAUGACUACAUCAGAUGGGUCUUCGUUAUCCCUGAAGGCCCGCGAGUAUGUUCGAAAUCUAGUCCCGCCACCGCCUGAUGAUGAAGCAGAUGUAGCACCGACAAAAUUGCUAUCACCACGCGAUCAAAUCAAGGAAAUUCUUCUGAAUGCGAAACUGAUGACGUUUAGCGCUUUACGCGCGAUGGUCCGCACCGAGGACGGCCCGCUCAGCGAACUGUCGCUGUUGACGGCGCUGGACACGUGCGCGUGCUGCGUGCGCGGGCUGUGGACGCCGCGCUCCAGCGAGCUGUACACGCGCGCGGACCCCUUACCGCCCAGACUCAUGUGCGCCGCCAGGGAUCACGUGCUCUAUCUAUUCACUCAACACCCGUAUAUAGACAGACGGAAGGUAGCCGCAGCAGUUCGUCUACCACCAGCAGAUGUAUUAGAAAUCAUACGAUCAGUCGCAAAGUUUAAUCCAAAAACAGGCUGGGAGCUUCUAAUACCACCAGAUGUCGCCUUCGAGACCAAGUAUCCCGACGUCAUACAACGUCAGAACUUGUACUGGGAGGCGCGUCAGCGACAAUUCAACGAAAUGCUGAUGGGCGAAAAUAUGCCUAAACGUCAACGCAAGAAGUCUCAAAGGGAAUCGGUGAGCUCCGAUACGAUGAUGAGCCCGAAACCGAGGUGUAACAGUGUUAGUGAGGAAGACAGUGAAAGAAAGAGACAGAAAAACAAAUCCGCCACCGGCAGCGGUAAACGGACUCGCAACGCUAGCUCCAGUAGUACACAUGACGCGACGUGAUCUUUAACAUAAGUUAGGUUAUCAAAUUAACUUGGCUGUAUUAAAAUUGGGCCAUUAUAAAGUUUGAAGUAGUGUUGUGACAAUAGCGAUAGUUUGGGUAUCGAUAGUGUGACCUUGACAAAUAAUCAAAUUGUCGAUAUGACUAUUGAAAUUAGUCACUUUAUUCAAUAAUUUUGAUAUAGAAAUAUAGACGAUCAUGUUUGUUAAUAUUAUAUUCGAUUAAUAGUGAACCAUUCCUGAGACGAAGAAAUUCUUCAUUCAUCAGUAAGUACUUGUUACUUUCGUUACUAGAGCUGGUUUUCAAUAAACUCAGUUUUGCUAGUCUGUAACAAUGCAGCGUCGAAAUACAGCAUUGUAGGUUCAAUCAAAUUCAACCUUUAUUACCUUUUAAAAUAAUUGUUAUUUGAUUGAACCACAAAUGCUGCGUUCGGCGUUGUAUUUUUAGCAGAAUACCUGGUAGGUCACAGUAACAGAUGAAAGAAGUAUUUUUACAAACUUUAUUCUGGCAUCUGAGACGAUUUUGGAGUAUUUUUCUAGGAUAAAUAAAUUAGUACAGCCAGGGUCUCUUCACUAAUUAAAAAUAUUUAACCUUAAAAACCAUAAUAGAUAGUAUACGUUUGUGAAAAAUCCAAAAUAUAUAAUAACCAGAAUAACUUUUUAAAGGAAAAAAAUUCCUAAGCUCGGAAAAGUGAAAUAAAGGGUCAUUUAUUCGGAUGUCCAGAUAAUCGAUGUUCGGAUAAUUCGAAUUCUACUGAUAUAUCAAACUAUUUGGUGGCCUAAUUUUAAUAUUGCUGAGUAUAUUUAAUAUAUGCAAAUUCGCUACCACCUCGAGCGCUAAUCCUAUUCUAAUGUGUAAGUGUAAAUGAGACGAAAAGAAUGUACGUUUGUAACCAAUAGCCUUUUAACUAUACCUUUUAGACAUCAGAUAUGUGUUAUCUGUUGAUUUUAUUUCAUCAAUGCAUUAAAACAAAAUCGUGUAGUCACAGCAAAUCUUUAUAACUAGAUUUCAGGGUAGUGAUGCGACUCGAGUAGUAUAUCGUGACUCAAGUCACUCGAGCCAAUUAACUACCUCAAUCGUGUCCUACUAGAGUUUUCGAGUGACCCAAGAAAAAUAAAUUCAAACAUGCUACUCGACUGACAUUUCUUUUAGUAAUUUAAAAGAGUUUUUAGAUAGAUUAAUAAAUUAGAGUAGCAAACUGACAUCUAGUAGCAAGAGAAUAAACUCUAUGCGCCGAGUUGACCCAAUAACUCGAGUGCAUAGAGCCUCGAGUGAUAUUAUUUUCACUCGAAUACAAGUUUAAAAAUUGCUCUAGUGACUCGAGUUAAAACAUGACUCGAGUCGCAUCACUAUUUCGUGUCGUAUAAAGGUUCAAUCAAAUAAAAAACCACUUAAAAGGUAAUAAAGGUGUUUUCCUCGGACUUGACGUCGACUCCAAUAAAAAAGCAGUUUAGAAUGCAUCUGUUUUUAAUUUCAAUAAUACAAGUAGUGUAUGCGUAUUGGAACAGGCGUGUGACCACGUAAAUCUAACUCCAGUCAUAUGAUACGACUUAGCGAUGUCAUAUUGAUAUUUCAUUUAAUUUUACUACUUUGACUUGUACAUAUCGACGAACGAAUUCUAAAGAAUAGUGAUAUAUGGAUUUGACAGUAAUCAAAAGAGUAAUAAUAGACAUGUCAAAAUAGUAAAAUGAAACGAAACAUAUAUUCGCUAUGAUGUCGUAUCCUAUGUGUAGAGUUAGGCGGACUCACUAUGUGUGUAAUGACAGUUUUUUAACAUUGUAAAUAGAAGAAAAGUAUUUAUUUGUUAGUUAUUUUAAAAUGCAUUAUUCGUGAAUCCAGUAUAUGGAUUUAUCAAUUUCCUAGUGAAAUUCGAAUAUUGCAUUUAGAACCUUUUUAUAGUCAAAUGAUGUGUCUAAAAUCUAGCACUCAGUAUAAAUACUGAAAAUAAGUGUUAAAGCGAGGUUUAUUUUCAAAGAUGUGACGAUAUAACGGAUCGUUUAAUAUUAAGAGGACGCAUGAAGGUAUAAAGUAAACGACUUGUGUCUUGUUUUCGCCGACGAGGUCAAUUAAUGAAAUGAAUAAGACAAAUUAUAUAUUUUUACUAGAAAACUCAAAAAAACAUUCAAUAUCACAUCUCACCUACAUAGCUGUUUAGGUAUUUUUAUUUUUGAGUAU
Messenger RNA from Diatraea saccharalis (sugarcane borer), 3774 nucleotides. The record is from the annotation of a GenBank genome assembly. NCBI's taxonomy places the organism in Eukaryota, Metazoa, Arthropoda, Insecta, Lepidoptera, Crambidae.